AUGUGGUCCACCGCGCGCGAGAUAGCGGCCGGAGACGUGGUCAUCGCUUGGAUGACGAGAGAUCUCAUCCAACCGCUCGUGAUCACCCCCGGAGGAGAGCUCAACUCAAAGUACGGCUACUACCGUCACGACGAGCUCGUCGGCAUCCCGUACGGCUCCAAAGUGCGCUCUCGCAACGGCAAGGGCUUCAUCCACCUACUCCGGCCGACCCCAGAGCUCUGGACCCUCGCUCUGCCCCACCGGACGCAAAUUCUCUACCUCGCAGAUAUUGCAUAUGUCACCGCGUGGCUUGAUAUCCGGCCUGGGAGCAAGGUCAUCGAAGCAGGUACCGGCUCGGGCUCGUUCUCGCACUCCGUCGCGCGCACCAUCGGUCCUCGUGGCCACCUCUGGUCGUACGAGUUCCACGAGACGCGUGCAGCCAAGGCAAGGGAGGAGUUCACGCGGCAUGGAAUGGACGACAUCGUGACGCUCACGCACCGGAACGUGUGCAAGGACGGCUUUACGGUCGAAGACACCGUCGACGCAGUGUUCCUCGACCUCCCCGCGCCAUGGGACGCCAUCGAGCACGCGAAGAAAGCGCUCCGGAAAGAUCGCGCGACGCGGAUAUGCUGCUUCAGCCCGUGUAUAGAGCAGGUUCUCCGCACCGUGUCGGCGCUGAACGACGCAGGAUUCACCGAAAUCACGAUGUACGAGACGCUCCUCCGUCCCCAUAUGGUCGAGGCGCCGCCGCCGCUCGAAAAGGUGGGCUCGGUCAGCGCGCGCCUGCAGGUAGCGGAUGCGCGCCGCGAGGAAAAGCGCCUUCGCCAGAUCGCGAAUGCACGCCUCGGGAUCGAGCGGCGCGCUGCGAAGCGGAAGGCGGACGAGGACGCAGACGAAGAGGGCCAGGAGGGAAAACGUGCGCGCACGGGCGGCGAGGCCACGGAGGCGGGAGGGGACGAGCUCGUCUCGCCGGAGGACCAGGCGCGAGACGAGGCGGAGGCUCUUGCGGAGAUGCACGCGGCGCCUGCUCCUCCGGCGGCGAGUACACCAGCGGCGCAAGCAGUGCACGACGCAGCAUCCCUCGAAGUGGAGACCGCAGAACCACGAAAAAUCACGCUGUCGAAAGCGUUCCCGGACGUACGAGGGCACACCUCGUACCUCACCUUCGCGGUGCUCCUGCCCGUCGCGGCGUCGGGAAAGCCCGAAGGAUCUGCGAUAGCGGCAACAGAGGCGCAGGUGUGUACUGUUACGGACCCACACUGUGGCAUGCGUUAA
Trametes versicolor FP-101664 SS1 is the source of this 1254-nucleotide messenger RNA. Its product is annotated as tRNA methyltransferase complex GCD14 subunit. Gene Ontology annotation, biological process: tRNA methylation. The record is from RefSeq and is a predicted model, not a curated record. Lineage: Eukaryota; Fungi; Basidiomycota; Agaricomycetes; Polyporales; Polyporaceae. The coding region runs from base 1 to 1254 and encodes 417 amino acids. Gene Ontology annotation, cellular component: nucleus; tRNA (m1A) methyltransferase complex. The transcript has 7 exons.